Molecule: messenger RNA, 849 nt
Organism: Trichoderma aggressivum f. europaeum
Lineage: Eukaryota; Fungi; Ascomycota; Sordariomycetes; Hypocreales; Hypocreaceae
Exons: 1
Coding region: 1-849 (282 amino acids)
Biological process (GO): attachment of mitotic spindle microtubules to kinetochore; protein localization to kinetochore
Cellular component (GO): kinetochore
Source: RefSeq, a predicted model, not a curated record
AUGAGCGCCAAAACUCCAGCCCAGGUGCUUGAGACACUGCGUCGCCUGCAAUCGAGCAAUGAGCUUUCCAUCAUCAAACUCAGUGAAUCCAUCUCAAAUUCUACGCCGAAUGACACCCUUCAGCGCAUCUCUGACGCGUCCAACACGUCGCUUGACGGACCUUCCCCCACGAGCCUGGACGCAGACCUGAUUCACUACAAAGAACUCUUCGCCAAGCUCCGAUUUUCCUAUGUCGAGCAGGUGACCAAGGAGAAGUUUAUCCGCGCCAUCGUAGGGGAUCCGCCUCUCAUCGUCACUCUUCAGGAGAACCUGGAUCUGGAACGAGAAAAUGCCGAGGCGAAAGCGCAACUCAAGAACCUCAAACUGGAGGUGGCAGAUCUGGUGUCUGACUUGGAAAAGAGGGGGCGGGACCUGAGCAAGCGGUACGAAAACAUUCAGCUGGAGACGGUGCGCUUGGAAGAGCUGCCAGCCAAGAUUGUCGAGUUGGAGAGCCGGAUCAAGGAGCUCAAGGACAAGCAUGAAUCUUCAGAGUCGGAUCCAAACCUCCGACUGCCUCUCACAAAGACGCUUGGCCUCGUGUCGAAGCGGAAGGCAGAGCAGCAAGAACUUGCGCGUGAGCUCGAGGCGCUGCAGGCCAAGGUUCCCAGAAAGAGAAAGGAAGCAGAGAGGUUGCAAGCCGAGCUGCAGCCUUUGGAGGUGAAACGCCAAAGCAGCACCACGGCUGCGCGUGAGGCUCGCAGGAGAAAGGAGGCGGCUCUUGGCGGAGUUGCCGAUGACCUUGAGCAGAGAGCUCGAUGGUGGAGGGCAAGUGAGAGUAUGUUGAAGCAAGUCCUCGAUAUCAACACAUGA